Messenger RNA from Baudoinia panamericana UAMH 10762, 1935 nucleotides. RefSeq lists its product as uncharacterized. The transcript has 2 exons. The coding region runs from base 1 to 1935 and encodes 644 amino acids. Gene Ontology annotation, cellular component: fungal-type vacuole; membrane. NCBI's taxonomy places the organism in Eukaryota, Fungi, Ascomycota, Dothideomycetes, Mycosphaerellales, Teratosphaeriaceae. Gene Ontology annotation, molecular function: endopolyphosphatase activity; exopolyphosphatase activity. Gene Ontology annotation, biological process: polyphosphate catabolic process. The record is from RefSeq and is a predicted model, not a curated record.
AUGGGCGUUCGAUGUCUUGCCUUGACUACGUUGCUUGCUUUUGCAUGCGCCCUGCCACCGGCGCAGUCACCUCUGAAUGAUCGAGAGCACAGUGAUGUUGUCGCUGCUGCCCAACGGCCGUUGUACGGGCGAUUUCUUCACAUGACAGACUUCCACCCUGACCCUUUCUACCAAGUUUACUCCUCCACAAACGAGGAUGCAGCGUGUCACAGGGGGCAAGGGCCUGCGGGCAUUUACGGUGCCGAGACAAGCGAAUGCGACAGUCCCAUUGCGCUUGUGAACAAGACUAUGGAGUGGGUGAAACACCAUCUACACGACAUCGACUUCGUAGUCUGGACCGGAGACUCCGCGCGGCAUGAUAAUGAUGAGGAAUUACCGCGCACUGCGGAUGCUGUUAUCAGCUCGAACGAGUUUAUGGUGCACAAGAUGUUGGACACUUUUCCAGGUAUUCCGAUCGUUCCUACCCUGGGCAACAACGAUAUCCUACCGCACAACGUCAUGGCGAAGGCUCCAAAUGUGUGGACACGAACAUACGCACGGGUGUGGAAGCAGUUCAUUCCGGAGUUCCAGAGGCAUCAGUUCGAGCAGGGUGGAUGGCAUUAUGUGGAGGUCAUUCCGAACCAGCUUGCUGUCUUCAGCAUGAACACGCUGUACUUUGUAAAGAACAACGCGGCCGUGGACGGGUGUGCCUCGCCUGAUGAGCCUGGCUACGAGCAGUUGGAAUGGCUUCGCGUGCAGCUGCAGCAGAUGCGCGAGCGCGGCGUGAAGGUGAUUCUCAUCGGACAUCAACCGCCCAUCAGGCAGGAAGCGAAGACUCUGUGGGACGAGACCUGUUGGCAGAAGUACACUUUGUGGCUCCGACAAUAUCGCGAUGUGAUCGUUACAAGCAUGUACGGCCACUUUAACUUCGACCACUUUCUCCUGCAGGACUUUGCCGACCUUGACGAAGACACGAAGCGAGGACGCAUGCACCAUAACGAGCCUGAGUUGCGCGGAGUUGACAACGACGAGGUACAUCCAAUGCUUUCGAGUGACUACUGGCUGCAACUGCGCGCUACAUGGUCGGAGCUGCCUGAACCGCCGCAGUCACUUCGUCUGGCCAUGGCUGAAAAUGAGCUUGGCUGGGAGACAGAUGACCAACUUACUGCGCUCACUAAGAAGGAAAAGAAGAGGCGAAAGAAAUAUCUUAAACACAUGGGAGGACCAUACGCUGAGCGAUUUGCCACGUCGUUCGUCUCCGCUAGUGUUGUGCCAAACUUGAUGCCAACUCUGAGAGUGUUCGAAUACAACAUUUCUGGCAUUGACCGACCGAAGCAGCAUCAUACAACAAUCUCACACCAUAGGCCCCAUACCCGGUCUCUGAGUAACAGCAAGGACAAGUUCACGGUUCCCGAGCCGCCGUCAAAGUCAGCGCCACCAGGACCAGCAUAUUCUCCGCAGACUCUCUCUCUCAUUAAGUACAUACAAUACUACGCUAAUCUCACGUACAUCAAUAACGACUUCCACGACGGCAAUAGGUCGGAGACGGAAGACCAGCUUGAGGACCUGAAGUGGGACGCGGGCAAGCACCAUGGCAAGAAACCUCACGACAGAGACUUCAAGCCGCAGCCGAACAAAUUCAAGUACAAAGUGCAGUACGAUACGCGAGAGGACGAUGUGUACCACCUCAAGGACUUAACCAUGCCGCGAAUCGUGGACUUGGCGAGGCGCAUAGGGGAAUUUGAGGCUGACAAUGACGGCGAAGAGUCCCUGGAUUCAUGGAGCAAGCAUGAAGACACCGAUCUCGACGCAGACAAGAAGAGUAAGAAGCAUAAGAAACGUCCUGGGAAGGCCGGCAAGCAUACGAAACGGAACGCGCCGUGGUACGCCUUCAUAAAGCGGGCGUUUGUGGGGACCAAGUCCAUACAAGAAAUAGAAGACGAGUUCGGCUAUUGA